Malaya genurostris is the source of this 471-nucleotide messenger RNA. Its product is annotated as small integral membrane protein 20. The coding region runs from base 139 to 369 and encodes 76 amino acids. Lineage: Eukaryota; Metazoa; Arthropoda; Insecta; Diptera; Culicidae. The record is from RefSeq and is a predicted model, not a curated record. Gene Ontology annotation, cellular component: mitochondrial inner membrane. The transcript is spliced from 3 exons. Gene Ontology annotation, biological process: mitochondrial respiratory chain complex IV assembly.
UCUUUGCUACUGUCAUAAUCAGGUGGACUCGAUCUUGUUUUAGAAUCAUCGUAUUUGCGUAACAGUUUUGAAUUUGUUUGAAACAUUUCCCAGUUAAUCAGGUUUGUUUGGUAAUAGCAUCGGCAUUUGAACACGAAAAUGGCACCAGUCAUACUAAAAGGUCGUAAUUAUGUUUUGUUUAUCGGAGGAAUCGUGGGUUUGAUCGGUUUGGCCUGCUAUCCAAUUAUUAUCGACCCGAUGCUGAAUCCAGAGAAAUAUAAGAAAAUUCAGCAGAUAACUCGAGCCGGCAUACGUCAGGAAGAUAUUCAACCUGGAAACAUGCGAGUAUGGAGCGAUCCAUUCAAACCUAGAGAGGAUAAGCCAAAAUGAUCUGUUGAAGUGUUUGUUGUUUUUUGCUGGCAAAGCAGCAGACAAUUACUGUGCUAUUUGUUUUAAAAAAUGUUCAAUAAACCAAAACAAUUUUAGGCAAAA